This is a messenger RNA of Mizuhopecten yessoensis (Yesso scallop), 4401 nucleotides long. RefSeq lists its product as uncharacterized. Lineage: Eukaryota; Metazoa; Mollusca; Bivalvia; Pectinida; Pectinidae. The record is from RefSeq and is a predicted model, not a curated record. The coding region runs from base 1966 to 3411 and encodes 481 amino acids. The transcript is spliced from 2 exons. Gene Ontology annotation, molecular function: protein binding.
GUUGUAUAACAUGCCUGAUACAAUGUAAUUCACCUGUGAUUAGGCCGCACUAAUUACCUGAUAAUUUAUUAUGUAAAUAUGUUCACCAAUAUACCUAAAGCUGACUAACAAUAUUGUCCUUCGGUAAUGACCUGAUAAUAGAUUUUAUACAGACAUGGUAAAACCCCAGGAGUUGGGAUAUAGGGGGUAGCAUUCCUUUAGGGUCAUUGUUUGUCUGGCCCUUUAUUUAUCUACAGAAAGGGCUGGGUCUGGCCCUCUAUGAUUAGCAGGAAGGACUGGGUUGGUGCCUUUGUGGUACAUGACUAACAGAUAGAGGUAAUCAGAUUGUUGGUUUAUUUACAUGUAUCCUAGCUAGUAAUGCUAGCAUGGAAGUGUAAACGGAGACCGGUUACUAACGAAAACAGAUUGUCACAGCAGCUGAGAUAAAUAAACACACCCCAAGGGCGAGGCCUGCAUUUCAUCAUCUUCGUGUUGAAAACAUGCGGAAACCAGGUCAAUGUCCCAUUAAAAUCAGAAAAAAAAUAAAGAAAUGUAAAAUAAAUGGUUUCUCCAUGUCAAAUUUAAAAAGAAGAAAAAAAAAUCCCCCACCGAAGAGAAAAGAGUCAUGGGAUUGUUUGGAAAAAGGCAUUUAGUCUUAAAUCAAUAGGGUUUUUUUCAAGGAUUUUUCUACUUUGAAGUAUGUUUCAGAUGUAAUUCAAAAGGGAAUUUUCAAGGGAUGAAUACGAGAUAUUUGUUAAGGGGAAGAAUUACAGUCCCGAAUGCUUGAGUCAACAAGGGUUUUAUAACAAGGAAGAUACCACUUCCUCAACAAACUAAGCUGAUAAGAGGUUUAAAAUGUUAUUUACGUUUCUACCAAGGAACCGUUUAUGUAAUUGCCUUUGCUUGUAAUUUGUUUGCCUCUGUCAAUGGUCCGGAGACUGUAUCCAAUUAGUGAACUGUCACUCUUCUCGAAAGUUCCCCUACCCAGGGGCAUGCACACACAUAUAGGUAUAAACACAUGGUCUGUCUCAUGGACGUGUCGUUUGAAUUAUGGCUCCGGAUUUUAAUUGGACUAGCAUUCACCGGAUGUUACACAGAAGUUCCACGUGUUCGGUAUUACAGGAUAAGAGAGGUUUCCAAUGACUCAUAGAUUUGUAAACAUGUCAGUCACAGGUUUAAAUUCGUACAGUUUUCAUGAUAAUAUACAUGUUGAAAUAUAUCGGACAGAUAUAUAUCUGAGUUCAGGGCUGAUAUAUAGUGACAGGGUCCUCUCAGUAUAUAGGUAUACACAGUUCUAUAUAUACACCAAUUCUGUUAAAGGUAACAGGGUCUAUGUGACUUAUAGCAGGCGGCAGAAAUCGCACAACAUACCUAUAUGUAUAUAGAAUACACUCCUGCUAUGCUCAUUGCAGAAUAGACAUGAAAAUGUAUUACUACCCAUGUGCUACAACAGUUAAAUUGAAUUUUAUUUGGUGAGGAAUUUAAAUUAUUUCAUUGAAGUUUGAAAAGUCUUUUGUGGUGCAAAGCAUAUCUUCAUUUGACUGUUUGCUGUGGGUAUAGGAGUUUAAGAGAGACUAUUUGCUGUGAGCAGAUCUCAAGGCUGGUUGUGGCUGAGUGAGCACUAUCAUACACACAGGCUAGAGAGCUAUACACACAAGCCCCACUCAAGCUGUGGCUAUCAGUACAGACAGCACAGCAGACCCGUACACAUGUGUUACUCACUGUGUCAGGAAAUACAACAGGAAAAUGGACAAUAACACUUAAAACCGCUCACUUUACAAUAUGACAGUGCCUCUGGAUUAUUUUACCACAUCCAACAUUGGAAAUUACAUAGAAAAAAAACCUGUAUUGGAAAUUUUUAGUAACUCUUGUGUUCAAAUUUGGAAAGAAAAAUUGUGACAUUUAUUAGAGUACAUUUGAAUUGUACAGAUGGAAACUGAUUAAAAGUUUCGCUGUUUCGUGUGAUCAUUGUGAAGGAUUUUAACAAUGGGUGCCAACAAUUCUCAAAUUCAUGAUCGGCAGUCUGAUCCGAGAGUUUUUAUUCAGCGAGGCGAUGCAAGUACAAGAUUGGAAUAUCAUGGAGUCUGCUAUCAGGAAGGCAAGCCGUCCACACCAGAUGGUGUUCCUUUUGUGAAGAAUAUCUCGCAUAAUUGUCUUACACUCAGCUGGCUAGCUCCCAAGGGAUUCCCGGCCAAAUCAAUACUUGCCUAUCAAAUUGAAGUCUACAAUGUGUUCGAGCGUCGAUGGAAGGUCGUUACUAAUUCUUGCCAAGGGACAAGCUACGACGUGAAAAACCUAGUGCCUGACACGGAGUACAGAUUUCGAGUGAGAGCUGAAAACUUGUACGGCCGAAGUCGACCCGGUCAUGUUUCUCCCGUUGUUAGGACGAGAGACAUCAGUGAGUGUUCACAACAAACAGACAAAACAUUCCAAAAACCGCAGAAAAUUGUACGUAGACACAGUCACCAUAUUAAAGUGGACGGAGGAGUGGCUACAUUGCUGAAACGUACAGAGGAGAGCAAGUUCGAGAACCAUAUUGGAACAAUCCCCCUCAAGCGAAACAGCAGCUUGCGAGGGUCACUUCCUGUCCAGAGACGGUCAGUCUCGGCAGUGUUUCCCGGGUCAAGACGUGACAGUGGUAUUAGUCUGCGUGAAUCACGCCGGUCACUCGAGGAGUCAUCCAUUGCCACGGGCGACUCCUCCGUUACAACAGGAGACGAUGAAAGUGCAUCCGGUUCUCUGCGGUUGAAACGUUUCUCAAAUAUGUCAACUUCUACAACAACAGAAGAAGAAUCUUGUAACCAAUCGACUUCUGCGUCCUCCAUGACUUCAAUUCCAGAAGAAGCAGAUGUGUUGGAUAACUACACCAUUCCAGAGGAAGAAGAUUUUCUUACUUCUCAGCUAGAUGUGGACGAUUCAAACUGGAAGUUAACGGGUCCCUGGACAUUUUCAGACAAUAACAAAGGCAAGGAAGAUAACUCUCAAUGGAAUGCUUCUUCAAGAAACAAUUCGCAACAGUGGCAAUCGCCAAAUAAUGACAAUCAGUGGAAAACGCAGUCACCGGAAGAAGAUCCCUGGAACCUUGGCCUUGACUGCUGGGGGUCCCCAGGGGGAGGUAACUCUCACUCACAGGACAUAAUGUCUGCCCCUUAUUCAGAUGACACUAAAAUUGCUUGGUGUACUCCCCCUUCCAAAGAUAAAGGUCUGAAAUCCUACAAUUGUAAGGAAGAAACGCAAGUUUGGAAAGGACAGAGCGGUUACCAUAACAACAAAAAUUUGAGUUCGUUUCAGAGUAUGUUUAGUGAUGACGAUAUUGUGAUAAAAAAUUUAAGUUCUGAUAGUAAUGGGAAUUAUUCUUUUGAUCCAAAGGACAGACAGUGCUGCGUUAUCGAGGAAGACGAUGAGGCAAUAGAUCUUGUGUCAGCCGUAUGAUGACAUUUUUCGUUGCCAUGGAAACAAUAAAUCUUUGAACUUACCAAAUACCCAAGUGCCAUUUUCAUUGCCUAGAUGGAAUAUAUGAUAGUGCUUUACUCAACAGCACGGACCAAAUACGCAAGUCUGGAGUGCAUGUGAUAUCUGAAUGUUCAUUGGACAAAAAUUGACCAAUCAUGAACCAACGAAAUAUGAAAUAUGUGAUUACAACUUCAUUGGAAUUAUUAAUGAACCAUUCAGAUUUGUGAUAUGAACCUUUUCAAUGGAUUAAUUUAUAUAAAACCAAAAUGGUUUAACUUUACUGUUGUUGAACUGUAUUUUUUACAUUUUAUACCUUAAUGUCUCAAAUUGAUAUCAUGAUGCAUUUAUAAUUUCUUCUCAUCAAGGAACAAAAAGACGUGGUGACAAUAAGUUAGAUCUGUCUUGAUCUUCAAAAUCUGGAAACCUGAUACAGUGUAUUUUGAUUUCAAUUCAAAAAUAUUUUUGUGGAAGAAAGAAAAACAAAGAUAAUAUCAAAUUUUCUGGAAAAUUCUUAAUUGUAAAAUCUGUGCCUUAUACAGGGUCUCAAUCAAGUUUAUAUUACAUGUGAAUUUUAUGGAACAAACUUCAGAUGAAAUAGGAACAAGUUUGAGAUUCUAUUUAUCAUAACCUCAACUGAAGUAUGCAGAUUCAUGAAGUAAUUUGUGGAAAAUUGAAAACUGGAAAAUUGAAAGAAAACCAAAUUUUGGCUGGUUUUACGUACAUAUGUUUAUAUACUGCAUAGUAGCCUGAGGAUAUGAUACAUUUUUGAUGAUAUUUUAAUUGCUAAUUUAGUUUCAACACUUAAUAAACUAGAGAAAAAUAAUUGGGACAUAUAUUAUUCAACACCAUAUAUAAAGUACAUCUCUGAAGAAAUAUAAUGAUUCACUUUUCAAAACACUGGUCUUUAUAAUUUUACUGAAACUGCUACUUCUUCUAAAUUUAUUUGUCCCGCUUUUUAUCAUAUCAUAC